This is a messenger RNA of Momordica charantia (bitter melon), 2429 nucleotides long. It is a transcript of the gene ANTR2, whose product is annotated as Major facilitator superfamily protein. Gene Ontology annotation, biological process: transmembrane transport. NCBI's taxonomy places the organism in Eukaryota, Viridiplantae, Streptophyta, Magnoliopsida, Cucurbitales, Cucurbitaceae. The record is from RefSeq and is a predicted model, not a curated record. Gene Ontology annotation, molecular function: transmembrane transporter activity.
AAAAAAGAAGAGGAGAGAGACGGAAAGGAAUAUGAAUCUCUAAAUCAGAGGCCACUGCUUAUCUUCUUCUACAGCUCCAACAACGUCAGAGGAUUGCAGGCUGCAGACUGAGCGACGGAGAUAACUAUAAUCUUCUGCCGCGCCAUCAGCCAUGCGCUUUGUUCUUCAUAAACAGUAGUUCUUUUCUUUUUCUUCAGUUUCAGUAGCUUAGUGGAGCUUUCCUCUGUUGAAAAUGGCCAUCGGCAGUUUGGUUUCUAAUCGGAACUUUGGUUCCUUCGUCGGCUCAGGAAAAGCGUGCAAGACAGAGAAAGCAUUUUCUCACCAUGCAGUAGAACGUUCGGUUAUCUCUGCGGCUCGAUAUGGACAGGCGAAUUUGUUUUCUAGAAAGUCACUUGGUUUCAGAUUAAAUAGUUCUUGUCCUAGGAUCUCAUGUUCCACAUUUCUUCAUGCUCGAGCCCGAGAUGGAAAACUUUUGAAGUCACAGAGAGUUUAUACAGAUGAAACUGCUGGAUCAAGAUUGCCAUUUAUCCAAAGUACCAUCAGUUGGCCAAGAAGAAAAUGCAGAUGUUCUCCUCACUGUACUACUGCUUGCAUUCUAACGAGUGGACCUAGUUGGUGGCAAUGCCAAAAGUCUCGGCAUGUUAAGGUCAACCGAACUUCUGCUCGUUACAAAUCAAAUGACUUUGAUAUAACAAAAGGAGAUGUGGAUGCGUUGGCAUUGGCAGAGGGGUCAGGUGAUGCACUUUUUAUUGAAGGCAAUGAGCAGUUAGUAUCGCCUUGGUGGGAGCGCUUUCCCAAACGCUGGGUGAUUGUAUUGCUUUGUUUCUUAGCUUUUCUGCUAUGCAAUAUGGAUCGUGUGAACAUGAGUAUUGCCAUACUUCCAAUGUCGAAAGAAUUUAAUUGGAACAGUGCAACAGUUGGCUUGAUCCAGUCAUCUUUUUUCUGGGGCUACCUUCUAACACAGAUUGUUGGAGGGAUAUGGGCAGACAAAAUUGGUGGAAAGCUCGUGUUAGGUUUUGGAGUAGUCUGGUGGUCAAUAGCAACCAUAAUGACACCUAUUGCUGCAAGAAUUGGGCUUCCUUUCCUGCUUAUGAUGCGUGCUUUCAUGGGAAUUGGUGAGGGUGUUGCAAUGCCUGCAAUGAACAAUAUUAUAUCAAAGUGGAUUCCCAUAUCAGAGAGAAGCAGAUCACUUGCACUAGUGUAUAGUGGCAUGUAUCUCGGUUCUGUGACGGGAUUGGCUGUCUCACCAGUGCUAAUUCACAAAUUUGGAUGGCCAUCUGUGUUUUACUCAUUUGGAUCUCUUGGAAGUAUAUGGUUUGCACUGUGGCUAACAAAAGCAUAUAGCUCUCCAAAGGAAGAUCCAGGUCUCAGUGCAAAGGAAAAGGAGUUUAUCUAUGAUGGAAGCAUUUCGAAGGAACCUGUGGAAGUUAUUCCGUGGAAACUAAUUUUAUCAAAAGCGCCUGUGUGGGCUCUUAUAAUCUCCCAUUUCUGCCAUAAUUGGGGAACCUUCAUUCUGUUGACGUGGAUGCCCACAUACUAUAAUCAGGUUUUGAAGUUCAACCUCACUGAAUCUGGACUCUUCUGUGUUCUGCCAUGGUUGACCAUGGCUGUUUUUGCAAAUAUAGGAGGAUGGAUUGCAGACACGCUUGUGAGCAGAGGUUUUUCCAUCACUACAGUUCGAAAGAUAAUGCAAUCUAUUGGAUUUCUGGGACCAGCUUUCUUCCUUACUCAGCUGAGUCAUGUUAGAACACCUGCCAUGGCAGUGUUAUGCAUGGCAUGCAGUCAGGGAUCUGAUGCGUUUUCACAAUCUGGUCUCUACUCCAAUCACCAAGACAUCGGACCAAGAUAUGCUGGAGUAUUGCUGGGAUUAUCAAACACCGCAGGCGUCCUCGCCGGUGUCUUUGGUACAGCAGCAACCGGAUACAUACUCCAACGAGGUUCAUGGGAUGAUGUAUUCAAGGUGGCAGUUGUAUUGUACAUCAUGGGCACAUUAGUGUGGAACAUCUUUUCAACUGGAGAAAAAGUCCUUGAUUAAAUCAAAUGGAGGAUGGCCUCUAUGUCUACAAAUAGUAAACAAAGUCAAAUCCCAUCAGUUGCCAAAUUUUAUGGAGGAAAAGAGAAAACAGGCAAGUUUUAGCAACUAUAAAACCCCACCCAUCCUCAAAUGGCGUAUCAAUUUUUCUUUUUCCUUCUAGCAACAGCUUUCUGAGUUGGCUUCAAAAAGAAAGAAAAAUUUGAAAAAGGAAAAAAUAAAAAAAAAAAGGAAAGAGAGAGAGAGAGAGAGAUAGAUAAGGGAGAAAAAAAAACCCCCACAUACAAAUUAUUCCACGCCCCUACUCUUUACUUUGUUCUUUGUUCUUAUAAUAAGAAGUUUGUUUGUUCCCCCUCUUUGCUCCAAGCCUAAUCACUAAUUCAAUUAUUGUUUCUCA